Molecule: messenger RNA, 1536 nt
Organism: Syzygium oleosum
Lineage: Eukaryota; Viridiplantae; Streptophyta; Magnoliopsida; Myrtales; Myrtaceae
Exons: 2
Coding region: 772-1299 (175 amino acids)
Source: RefSeq, a predicted model, not a curated record
UCGGUUGAGCCGGGAUGCCCUAAUUGAGCCAGGAUAACGAUACAUGAAUCUUAUAUGUGUGCCGGUAUGUGAUAAAUGAAGUCUAUAUGUGUGCUGGUAUGUAUGCUUAUUGAUAAGCCGAAUUUAUGUGACCGAAUAAAGGUGAGUUUCCAUGUGAACAUAACAAGGGCAAGGUCAAAGUCUUUGCUAUUGAUUUGUCAUCGACAUAAGGCGGGGAAAGUAUUUGUAUGCAUUAGUACGACAACAAGGCAUCAUCCUGCACGAGUAUUAGUGAAUUUACUCAUUGAAUCUCCCUGACUCACUCCCCGUUGUUUUUUCUCUUUUUAGGUCCGUAAGACAGAGGAUGACAUAGAGGAGCUAGGAUUAACCUCGGCCUUCACUUGUGAUAUGAUUUGUGUGUGGACGGCCCGUGGAAAAAGAGCUUGUAAAAUAUAUUUAAGUAAAAUGGCAAUAAUGUGUCUUGCCUGUUAUGCUUUUCGUGAUUUCCAACUGUUAUUAUGUUUGGGAAUUGUUUAUACACGUUACCGCAUGUGUUUAAUAAUCAGAUGUUACAUAUUAAUAUAAGGUUUGCUCAUAAUGCUUGUCAUAACCCCGUUGUUUGUCCUGAUUGUGAUUGUCCCGAAUUAAUUGCUUCCGCUUGUGCUUAGUCAAAGAUAAUAAUGAACGGGACGUCGCGCUAAUAACCUCGAGGUAAGGACGUUACAGUUGGAUUGUGAGUUCUUUAAUAAUUUCAAAACUUAUAACUCGCAAGAUUAAGGACACAAACUUGGCAUGUCUAUUUUGGAUGGAUUCCAGGUCGAUGACUAUGAAGACACUGGUUGUUACAAUCUUGAAUGUCCUAGGUUUGUGCAAGUCGAUCGUAAAGUCGCUCUAGGAUCUUCUAUUCAACCUAUCUCCAUCUAUAGUGGCCAACAUGUCAUAUAUGUAUCCAUAAUCAAGAACUUAUCUAUUCAAAAGAAAUACAUGCACAUACUUUCUCUUGACCAAAGGGACAAUUUCAGAAUCAAGAUAGUGGGGAUUGGUGGCUACCCAUCACGGAUGUCGAUUUGGGAUACUAGCCCAGAGAAAUAUUCACUUCUCAAGAUGAAGGAGCUUCUGAAAUACUUUGGGGGUGGAGAGAUGAUCAAUACACAACCGGAUGGUCAUCAUACAGCAACGCAAAUGGGGAGCGGCCAUUUUCCUUUUGAAGGCUUCGGAAAAGCAUCAUUCUACCGUAAUCUUAAGUUCAUCGAUGCCAGUUUCAACGAGAGAAAUGGAGAGAAUGUCGUCAAGUAUGUGACCCAGGCCUCAAUGCUAUGAUUUACACAUCGAUGAGGACAAGUCUGGUGCACAUGGAGUCCAUUUCUACUAUGGGCGUCCCAGAUUUUCGUCCCACUGUCCAAAAUAUCGCAUGCACUUGUGAUGAUACAGCGAUACCAACUACCCUUAUGAGUGCCAUGUCAAAGGGAAGUGACAUUGUAAAUGUUCAGCAGCAGAUGUAUCGUCUUUACUGGUCUUACUCAAAAGCAAUAAAGGAGCAUUUGCGAUUGCACUUAA